AUGGCUGACGAUAUGGUCCCUGUGUUUAACAUUCCAAAGGAAUGCAAGGCAGGUGUUGUCGUGAAUGAAGGACCAGAUUUCCGUGUCGAGGUCCAGAUGGUGCCUGUACCAGAGAUCAAGCCCAAUGAAGUCCUUAUCAAGCUCAACGCCACCGGUAUCUGCCACUCAGACAUUCACUUCAUGGUGGGCGACUGGGCCGCGCCGAAGAUGAGCGUCUUCGGAACGAAAUGUGCGGGGCACGAGGGUGCUGGCGUCAUAGUAAAAGUUGGAGAUGCGGUCAAGACCUUAAAGCCCGGAAUGAGGGCAGGGUUGAAGCCAGUCCAGGAUACUUGCGGUCUCUGUGAGCUUUGCCGAACAGACAACGAGUGCUACUGCCCGAAGGCUGUCCUCACGGGUCUCAUGAUUGACGGCUCCUACAAGCAAUACGUCGUCUCGCCCGAACGUUACACCACCAUCAUUCCUGACGGUGUCUCUGACUACAUCGCCGGCCCGGUCAUGUGCUCUGCUUCCACAGUCUACACUUCGAUCAAAGAGUCCGGUCUCCAGGCAGGUGACUGGGCCGUCUUUCCGGGUGCCGGCGGUGGUGUCGGCAUGCAGGGUGUCCAGCUUGCCAAAGCCAUGGGUCUCCGUCCCGUUGCCAUCGAUACCGGGGCGGAGAAGAAAAAACUUUGUCUUGAGGUUGCCGGCGCAGAGGCGUUUAUCGACUUCAAGGAAGUUUCAGAUGUCGCUGCGGAAGUCGUCCGCAUUUGCGACGGCAUCGGUGCCCACGCCGUUUUCGUCACAGCUGUUCAAUCCUACCCUACCUCCAUCUCCCUCCUCGGCCGCCGCGUUGGUGGAAAAGUCAUGUGCAUCGGCCUUCCUCCUGCGGGGACUCUGCACAUCGAUGUUGAUCCUAAUCAAUUGUGCGCCAGGAAGCAGGGAGUGCAGGGAACACUGGUAUCGAACAUGGCGGAUGUCGAUAAGACCCUCGACUUCGCGAAGAGAGGCCUUCUUAAGCCGAUCUAUACUGUGUAUAAGCUGAGUCAGUUCAACGAGGCUGUUCAGAAACUAAGAAGGGUAUAUGCCGAGGUGAUGUCAGUCUCGUCGUCCAGCCAGUCUGCGUAUGGACAGGCAGAAGCGUCUACCAGCCGCUCAAUCAACAAUGGACAUCAUGUACAGGACGAUGCCAGCGACGAUGAGGAAGAACUCAUGUCAUCGGAUCCGCUAGGGACUGGGUUUUCAGAACAGAUCUCCUUCAAGCGCAAACAAAAAGCGCCUGCUACCUCUGCAUUCUCCCUUCCACGCUUCUUCUCCUCCCCGAACGGAAACUCAAGUAAUCGUCAAUCACCCCUCUCGCGGCCGCCACAAACACGAUCGCAGCAUUCCAACAGUAAUCUCAGCGGAAACGAUUCCUCCAACCUUAUAUUGAACUAUCUCGACCAGCCCGGAGAUGCAGCUGGUCAGGGUACAGAUAGCAAGGACCCCACGGGCCUGGACUGGUAUGUGGAGGGCCCUGGUCGCCGAGUUGGGUACGACGAUCUCACAGCCAUCGAUUGGAUCUUCGAAUACGCAAAGGAGAGGCAAAGGCUGCGAUAUCUGUACUCAGGAGCAUCCGGCAUCUUAGGCUAUGUCAAACAGCUCGCUGAUGCGAGCCAGAUGUGGUUUAUCCUUGUUGCUACGGGCAUACUGAGUGGUGCCGUCGCAGCCUUCAUUGACGUUUCUAGCAACUGGUUAGGCGACUUGAAGUCUGGGUAUUGCAGCAACGUCGACGGAGAUGGAAAGUUCUAUCUCAAUAAGGGGUUCUGCUGCUGGGGUUAUACUGAGUAUGCCCAAUGUCACGAUUGGCAUCCGUGGAGUACUGCCUUGGGAGUAGCAUCGAAGGGUGGGUCCUGGAUUAUAGAGUAUAUCUUCUUCGUUGUGUUUUCCAUACUUUUCGCCGCAUGCGCUAGCUUUCUGGUUCGUGAGUUCGCUCCACUUGCCAGGCAUAGCGGUAUUGCGGAAAUCAAGACGGUUUUGGGUGGCUUCGUUAUCCGGCGUUUUCUGGGUGGCUGGACGUUAAUUGUAAAAACUUUAGGCUUGUGUCUUGCUGUUGCAUCCGGUCUCUGGCUAGGGAAAGAGGGGCCUUUGGUACAUGUUGCAUGCUGUUCCGCAAACCUUUUCAUGAAGUUAUUUCCCAAUGUCAAUAGUAACGAAGCGAGGAAACGCGAAGUCUUCUCGGCCGCAGCAGCAGCAGGCAUCUCAGUUGCCUUCGGUUCUCCAAUUGGUGGAGUGCUCUUCAGUCUAGAGCAGCUGUCAUACUAUUUCCCUGACAAAACCAUGUGGCAAAGCUUCGUCUGCGCCAUGGUCGCUGCAGUCACUCUGCAAGCUUUCAACCCCUUCAGGAGCGGAAAGCUGGUCAUGUACCAGGUCACGUAUUCUAGGGGAUGGCACGACUUCGAACUUGUACCAUUCGCCUUCCUCGGUCUUCUCGGCGGCAUGUACGGAGGCUUGCUCAUCAAGUUGAACAUGGAAGUCGCCCAAUGGCGCAAAAAUCGAAACUAUCUCAAAGGGCCAGUGACAGAAGUGGUCAUUGUGGCACUGGUCACGGCCCUUCUCAACUUUCCCAUCAAGUUCAUGAGAGCGCAAGCAUCUGAGCUUGUAUACUUCCUCUUCGCUGAGUGCGCCGACCUCAACGAAGACACGUUAGGUCUGUGCAAAGCGGGGAAAGCAAAUACUGGGGUUGUGGCUUUGCUCCUGGUAUCUGCUUUGCUUGGAAUCAUUCUGGCCAGCUUUACCUUUGGUCUGCUGAUACCAGCCGGCAUCAUCUUGCCGUCUAUGGCUAUUGGUGGUCUUUACGGAAGGGCUGUCGGACUCACUGUACAGGUGCUCCAGGAGGCAUGGCCGAAGGGUUUCAUCUUUGGUUCAUGCCAGCCGGAUGUACAGUGCGUCACUCCGGGAACAUAUGCAAUCAUUGGAGCCGCAUCCGCGCUCGGGGGAGCCACGAGGAUGACGGUUUCCAUCGUGGUCAUCAUGUUUGAGCUCACAGGAGCUCUUACAUAUGUUCUGCCCAUCAUGAUCGCGGUCAUGGUCAGUAAAUGGGUUGGCGACGCCAUAUCUCCUCGUGGAAUCUAUGAGUCCUGGAUCCAUUUCAAUGGCUAUCCCUUCCUGGACAACCGAGACGACAAUGGAUCUUCCAUCCCUGAUUGCACCGCGGCCCAAGUCAUGACCAGAAUCGAAGAUUUGGUCGUGAUCACUGCAACCGGUCACACCAUCCGAAGCCUCCGUGAGAUGCUAUCGCAGCAGCGCUUCCGCGGUUUCCCAGUUAUCGACAACUCCAGGGACGCGCUUCUGCUAGGCUACAUCUCACGCAACGAGCUGGCGUAUGCGCUUUCCUCGUCCGUUUCGCCGCCUCGCAACCUCAGCGAUGAAACAGAAGUAUAUUUUUCGCAUCAACCACUUUCGGAUCCCGCUACAAGCCUGGAUCUGCGCCCUUGGAUAGACCAGACGCCUAUCACGCUGAAUGCGACGGCAAGCUUUCAGCUCACAGUGAGCAUGUUCCAGAAACUGGGUUUGCGGUAUGUGCUUUUUGUGGACAGAGGGACGCUGAAGGGCUUGAUGACGAAGAAGGACGUGUGGUUUGUGUUGAAUGGAAUGGACGAUGGGGAUGGGGAAGGUUUCCCGGGGACUGGAGUGAGGGAAAGGGUUGAGGAUGCAGGGGGGGACGAUAGAGGACUGCUCGUGUCGCCUACUGACGAUGAGGACGGAUAUGAGGAUCGGAAUAGGUUGCAGUGA
This is a messenger RNA of Westerdykella ornata, 3750 nucleotides long. RefSeq lists its product as uncharacterized. Lineage: Eukaryota; Fungi; Ascomycota; Dothideomycetes; Pleosporales; Sporormiaceae. The transcript has 8 exons. Gene Ontology annotation, biological process: transmembrane transport; chloride transport. The record is from RefSeq and is a predicted model, not a curated record. Bases 1 to 3750 code for a protein of 1249 amino acids. Gene Ontology annotation, cellular component: early endosome; Golgi apparatus; membrane. Gene Ontology annotation, molecular function: zinc ion binding; voltage-gated chloride channel activity; oxidoreductase activity.